Triplophysa rosa is the source of this 9487-nucleotide messenger RNA. RefSeq names its product neuroblast differentiation-associated protein AHNAK. Bases 604 to 8826 code for a protein of 2740 amino acids. Gene Ontology annotation, biological process: regulation of RNA splicing. The record is from RefSeq and is a predicted model, not a curated record. NCBI's taxonomy places the organism in Eukaryota, Metazoa, Chordata, Actinopteri, Cypriniformes, Nemacheilidae. The transcript is spliced from 5 exons. Gene Ontology annotation, cellular component: cytoplasm; costamere; nucleus.
AUAAAGUAGGGCGUGAGCAUAUCUAAAUAUUUUUACUACUACGGUGUCAGUACAUUGUCUCGUCUAUAAAUGCUCACAAUGCAAAAUUAGUUUCAUUUAAGGUGUGAACGGCCAAUAAAUUCAUCUCCACCCAAACAACCCUUUCUGAUAGAGUGAGAGGGACUACGCCUUGAACAGGUGGGAGUUUCCAAACUCGGAACAUAUGAGUCACAUGGGAGAACAUGUGCACAUAGUUUUCCUUUAUUUUAACAACUUUUGAUUUUCUCCUAUCAAUCUGUAUUAAGGGAGUGGUUUGUUAUAUAACCCUGCCUCCUGUGAAGGAAAAAGCAAUGAUGCUAAAGCUUGGUGAGGUAUGUACCCGGCUCUGACCUGGAGGUUAAACCAGUUUGUCUACUCUUGAGGUGUAUUACUUGCUGCAAGCGAGAAGUCCACAAACCGUAAGAAGAGUACAGAGGUAAACAAGGUCUCAUCCUUUAUCGUGUGAAAACAUGGCACAUUGUCAGCACUAAUAUUUACUGAGGAUUUAAAUGCUUAAUACAGUCUCAUGGGAUACAAGGUUUGAGUUGUGGACCCAUUUCAUCUCUAUGAAUAUAUACUAGCGAAAUGGCUGGCCUUCGAAGAUGCCUCUCUGACAGCUUGCUGCUUGAAGAUGAUGAUUUCUCUGGAAAGAGGUCUGAGUUCACAGACCAUGACUUUUUUGAAGAAGAUGAACGUGGCGGUGCCAGCAUUCACGUCACACAACAGAAAAGAGGUGAAGCUCGAGACAUUUUGAGAAUGAUUGAUAAUGAUAACAUGGUAAACAACCAUGGUAUGAAAUCCAGCAAAAGCAUGGGGAGUCUAGAUCAGAACGUCAAAGCUCCAACUGAGAUGUGGAAGGAUUCUUAUGACAAGCUCUUCAAUUCUAAAGUCAAGAGAUUCAUGAAAGGAAACCAAACAAACAGACAUGGCAUUCACAGUAUGACAAGCCAGAGAGAAAUGCUUGCCACUGACAACAGUGAAUCCCAUUUAAUGCAUUUCCGAACUGCUAACUCGAAAAGAAAGGUAAAUGUUGCAACAUUCCUUCAAAAUGCGGACCGCAUGAGAGUCACAGAUGUCAAUUUUGAUGGAAGUAUAAAGGGAUCAAAAAUGUCAUCCUCUCAAGUGAGUGUAGGACUUAAUGGACCGGAUAUAGACAUACAUGGACCAAAUGUUGAUUUCAAAGGUCCGAAGACAGAUCUUUCACUUCCGGACAUGGACAUGCCUUCUGGAAAAAAGAAAAAGCCAACAUUCAAGAUGCCUAAUUUUGGGCUCUCAGGACCCAAAAUAAAGACCCCGGAAAUGGAUCUGUCAGCUCCAAGAAUUAAAGCAGAUUUUGAUUCCCCGGACUUCAAUAUCAGAGGUCAUAAGCCAGAUAUCACAACACCUGACAUGAAUGUUGAUAUGCCUAAAGGUAAUAUUAAAGGACCAACCUUAAAGAAACCCAAUCUUGAUGCGAAUACACCUGAGCUCAACAUAAAUUCCCCUUCAGGUAAACUGAAGUUUCCAAAAUUCGGCCUUUCAGGUAGCAAGCCAAAAGCACCCAAUCUUAAAAUCAAUUCUCCAGACUUGAAUUUCAAAAGUCCCAAAAUAAAGAGAGGACUUGACACCCCAGACAUGGAUCUGUCUCUCCCUCAAGGUGAUUUUAAAAGUCCGAACUUAGACUUUAAAUCACCUGAUAUUGAUGUUGAUGCACCCUCUGGUAAAUUCAAUAUGCCAAAGUUAAAGAUGCCAAGUUUUGGACUGUCGGGUUUGAAGGGGCCACAAAUGAAUGUGGAUGCUGACAUUGAUAAGCCAGACCUUAAUCUGAAUAUGUCAUCUCCAAAACUAAAUGCGGGAAUAAACAGUCCUGAUAUUGACAUUCAUGGACCAAAUGUUGAUGUCAAAGGUCCAAAAACAAACCUUACUCUUCCAGACAUGGACAUGCCUUCUGGAAAAAUGAAAAUGCCAACUUUCAAAAUGCCUGAUUUUGGUCUCUCCGGACCUAAAAUAAAAACACCAGACUAUGAACUGAAAACCCCUGAAAUGGAUCUGUCAGCUCCAAAGAUAAAAGCAGACUUCGAUUCACCAGACUUUAACAUCAGAGGUCACAAGCCAGAUAUCACAGUCCCAGACAUGAAUCUUGAUGUUCCUAAGGGUAAAAUUAAAGGACCUACUUUGAAGAAACCCAAUCUCGAUGUGAAUGCACCCGAUUUUGACAUGAAUGCCCCUUCAGGUAAACUAAAGUUUCCAAAAUUUGGCUUCUCUGGUAGCAAGCUAAAAGGACCCAAUCUCAAAAUGAAUUCCCCAGAUUUUAAUCUCAAAAGCCCUAAAAUUAAUGGAGGACUUGACACCCCAGAUGUAGAUUUGUCUCUCCCUCAAGGUGAUUUGAAAAGCCCAAAUCUAGACAUCAAAUCACCUGAUAUUGAUGUUAACAGCCCCUCAGGUAAACUGAAUAUGCCAAAGUUAAAGAUACCAAGCUUUGGUCUGUCAGGCCUGAAGGGACCACAUAUGAAUGUUGAUGCUGACAUUGAUAAACCAGAUUUUAGUCUGAACACAUCAACUCCCAAACUAAAUGCAGGCAUAAAUGGUCCUGACAUUGAUGGACCAGAUGUUGAUUUUAAAGGUCCAGACAUGGACAUGGCUUCUGGAAAAAUGAAAAUGCCUAAUUUCAAGAUGCCCGAUUUUGGUCUCUCAAAACCCAAAAUAAAGUCACCAGACUAUGAACUGAAAACCCCUGAAAUGGAUCUGUCAGCUCCAAAGAUUAAAGCAGACUUUGAUUCCCCAGACUUCAGCAUCAAAGGUCAUGGCCGGGACAUCACAACUCCAGAUAUGAAUCUUGAUAUUUCUAAAGGUAAAAUUAAAGGACCUACUUUGAAGAAACCCAAUCUUGAUGUCAAUGCACCUGAUCUCGACAUAAAUGCCCCUUCAGGUAAACUGAAGUUUCCAAAAUUUGGCUUUUCAGGUAACAAGCCCAAAGGACCCAAUCUUAAAAUCAAUUCUCCAGACCUGAAUCUCAAAAGUCCCAAAAUAAAGGGAGGAAUUGACACCCCAGACAUGGAUUUAUCUCUUCCUCAAGCUGAUUUUAAAAGUCCGAACUUAGACAUUAAAUCACCUGAUAUUGAUGUCGAUGCACCCUCUGGUAAAUUCAGUAUGCCAAAGUUAAAGAUGCCAAGUUUUGGACUGUCAGGUGUGAAGGGGCCACAAAUGAAUGUGGAUGCUGACUUUGAUAAACCAGAUCUUAAUCUGAACGCUUCUACUCCUAAACUAAGUGCUGGAAUAAAUAGUCCUGAUAUUGACAUUCAUGGACCAAAUGUUGAUGUCAAAGGUCCAAAAACAAAUCUUACACUUCCAGACAUGGACAUGCCUUCUGGAAAAAUGAAAAUGCCAACUCUAAAGAUGCCUAAUUUCAAUCUUUCCAAACCCAAAGUAAAGACACCAGACUAUGAACUGAAAACCCCUGAAAUGGAUCUGUCAGCUCCAAAGAUUAAUGCUGACUUUGAUUCCCCAGACUUCAAUAUCAGAGGUCAUAAGCCAGAUAUCACAGUCCCAAACAUGAAUCUUGAUACAGGUAAAAUUAAAGGACCUACUUUGAAGAAACCCAAUCUUAAUGUCAAUGCACCUGAUCUCGACAUGAAUGCCCCUUCAGGUAAACUGAAGUUUCCAAAAUUUGGUUUCUCGACUGGCAAGCCAAAAGCACCCAAUCUUAAUAUCAAUUCUCCAGACCUGAAUCUCAAAAGUCCCAAAAUAAAAGGAGGAAUUGACACCCCAGAUGUGGAUCUGUCUCUCCCUCAAGCUGAUUUUAAAAGUCCAAACCUAGACAUUAAAUCACCUGAUAUUGAUGUUGAUGCACCCUCUGGUAAAUUCAGAAUGCCAAAGUUAAAGAUGCCAAGCUUUGGUCUGUCAGGUAUGAAGGGGCCACAAAUGAAUGUGAAUGCUGACAUUGAUAAGACAGACCUUAAUCUGAAUAUGUCAACUCCCAAACUAAAGGCUGGAAUAAAUAGUCCGGAUAUUGACAUUCAUGGGCCAAAUGUUGAUUUCAAACGUCCAAAGACAGAUCUUUCACUUCCAGACAUGGACAUGCCUUCUGGGAAAAUGAAAAUGCCAACUCUAAAGAUGCCUGAUUUCAAUAUUUCCAAACCCAAAAUAAAGACACCAGACUAUGAACUGAAAACCCCUGAAAUGGAUCUGUCAGCUCCAAAGAUUAAUGCUGACUUUGAUUCCCCAGACUUUAACAUCAAAGGACAUAAGCCAGAUAUCACAGUUCCAGACAUGAAUCUUGAUACAGGCAAAAUUAAAGGGCCAACUUUAAAGAAACCCAAUCUUGAUGUGAAUGUACCUAAUCUCGACAUGAAUGCCCCUUCAGGUAAACUGAAGUUUCCAAAAUUUGGCUUCUCAACUGGCAAGCCACAAGCACCCAAUCUUAAUAUCAAUUCUCCAGACCUGAAUCUCAAAAGUCCCAAUAUAAAAGGAGGAAUUGACACCCCAGAUGUGGAUCUGUCUCUCCCUCAAGUUGAUUUUAAAAGUCCAAACUUAGACAUUAAAUCACCUGAUAUUGAUGUUGAUGCACCCUCUGGUAAAUUCAGUAUGCCAAAGUUAAAGAUGCCAAGUUUUGGUCUGCCAGUUGGGAAGGGGCCACAAAUGAAUGUGGAUGCUGACUUUGAUAAGCCAGAUCUUAAUCUGAAUAUGUCAACUCCCAAACUAAAGGCUGGGAUAAAUAGUCCUGACAUUGACAUUAAAGGACCAGAUGUUGAUUUCGAAGGUCCAGACAUGGACAUGCCUUCUGGAAAAAUGAAAAUGCCCACUUUGAAGAUGCCUGAUUUUGGUCUCCAUGGACCCAAAAUAAAGACACCAGACUAUGAACUGAAGACCCCUGAAAUGGAUCUGUCGGCUCCAAAGAUUAAUGCAGAUCUUGAUGCCCCAGACAUGAACAUCAAAGGGCAUAAACCAGAUUUCACAGCCCCAGACAUGAGUAUUGAUUUCCCUACAGGUAAAAUUAAAGGACCAACUUUAAAGAAACCUAACCUUGACAUGAAUGCACCUAACUUAAACCUGAAUGCCCCUUCAGGUAAAAUGAAGUUUCCAAAAUUUGGCUUAUCCAGUGGCAGGCCAAAAAUGCCUGAUGUUACAUUUAGGUCUACAAAGAUGGAUAUGAAAAGUCCCAAAAUCAGAGGAGGACUUGAUACCCCAGACAUGGAUUUGUCUCUCCCUCAAACGAAUUUAAAAGGCCCUAGCCUAGAUAUAAAAUCACCUGAUAUUGAUGUUAAUGCCCCCUCAGGUAAAUUCAGUAUGCCAAAGUUAAAGAUGCCAAAGUUUGGCUCAGGGCUGAAAGGACCACAAAUGAAUGUGGAUGCUGACAUUGAUAAACCAGACCUUAAUCUAAACAUGUCAACUCCUAAAUUAAAUGCUGGGAUAAAUAGUCCUGAUAUUGACAUUCAUGGACCUAAUGCUGAUUUCAAAGCUCCGAAAACAGGGCUUACGCUUCCAGACAUGGACAUGCCUUCUGGAAAAAUGAAAAUGCCAACUCUAAAGAUGCCAAAUUUCAAUCUUUCCAAACCCAAAGUAAAGACACCAGACUAUGAACUGAAAACCCCUGAACUGGAUCUGUCGGCUCCAACGAUUAAUGCAGAUUUUGAUGCCCCAGACAUGAACAUCAAAGGGCAUAAGCCUGAUUUCACAGCCCCAGACAUGAAUCUCAAUAUCCCUAAAGGUAAAAUGAAAGGACCAACUUUAAAAAAGCCCAAUCUUGAUGUAAAUUCUCCUGACCUAAACAUAAAAUCCCCUUCAGGUAAACUAAAGCUGCCAAAGUUUGGCUUCUCAGGUAGCAAGCCAAAAGGACCUGAUAUUACACUUAAAUCACCAAAGAUGAAUCUCAAAAGUCCCAAAAUCAAGGGAGGACUCAAUACCCCAGAUGUGGACUUGGCUCUCCCUGAAACUGACUUGAGAAGCCCAAACCUAGACAUCAAAUCACCUGACAUUGAUGUCGAUGCACCCUCAGGUAAACUGAACAUGCCAAAGUUAAAGAUGCCACGUUUUGGACUGUCAGGUGUGAAGGGGCCACAAAUGAAUGUGGAUGCUGACUUUGAUAAGCCAGAUCUUAAUCUGAACACAUCUACUCCUAAAAUAAAUGCUGGGAUAAAUAGUCCUGACAUUGACAUUAAUGGACCAAAUGUUGAUUUCAAAGGUCCAAACAUGGACAUGCCUUCUGGAAAAAUGAAAAUGCCCACUCUGAAGAUGCCUGAUUUUGGUCUUUCAAAACCCAAAAUAAAGAUGCCAGACUAUGAACUGAAAACCCCUGAAAUGGAUCUGUCAGCCCCAGAGUUUAAAGCAGACUUUGAUUCCCCAGACUUUAACCUCAAAGGACAUAAGAAAGAUAUCUCUGUUCCAGACAUGAAUCUUGAUAUAGGUAAAAUCAAAGGACCAACUUUAAAGAAACCCAAUCUUGAUGUGAAUGCACCCGACCUCGACAUAAAUGCCCCUUCAGGUAAACUGAAGCUGCCCAAAUUUGGCCUUUCAGGUAGCAAACCAAAAGGACCUGAUCUUACAAUCAAUUCUCCAGACCUGAAUCUCAAAAGUCCCAAAAUUAAAGGAGGACUUGACACCCCAGAUUUGUCUCUCCCUCAAACUGACUGGAAAAGUCCAAACCUAGAUUUUGAGUCACCUGAUAUUGAUGUUGAUGCCCCCUCUGGGAAAUUCAGUAUGCCAAAGUUAAAGAUGCCAAGUUUUGGACUGUCAGGUAUGAAGGGGCCACAAAUGAAUGUGGAUGCUGACUUUGAUAAACCAGACCUUAACCUGAGCACGUCAGCUCCCAAACUAAAUGCUGGAAUAAACAGACCUGAUUUUGACAUUCAUGGACCUAAUGCUGAUUUCAAAAGUCCAAAAGCAAAUCUUACUCUUCCAGACAUGGACAUGCCUUCUGGAAAAAUGAAAACGCCAACUUUCAAGAUGCCUGAUAUUGGUUUCUCAGGACCCAAAUCAAAACCACCAGACUAUAAAUUGAAAACCCCUGAAAUGGAUUUGUCAGCUCCAAAGAUUCAGGCUGACUUUGAUUCACCAGACUUUAACAUCAGAGGACAUGAGCCAGAUUUCACAGCCCCAAACAUGAAUCUUGACAUGCCUGCAGGUAAAAUGAAAGGACCUACUUUAAAGAAACCCAAUCUUGAUGUUAAUGUGCCAGACUUUGACAUUGAUGCUCCUUCAGGAAAAUUUAAACUGCCAAAAUUGAGCCUUUCUGGUAACAAGCAAGAAAGACCAGAUGUUGAAAUUGGUUCUCCAAAUCUGAAUUUCAAAAGUCCCAAAAUUAAAGGUGGAAUUGAUACCACAGACCUGGAUUUGUCUCUCCCUGAAUCUGGCUGGAGAAGUCCAAACAUGAAUUAUGAGUCACCUGAUAUUGAUAUUAAUGGUCCCUCAGGUAAACUGAACAUGCCAAAGUUAAAGAUGCCAAGUGUUGGACUGUCAGGUUUGAAAGGGCCAAAAAUGAAUGCUAAUGCCGACAUUGAUUAUACAGACAUUCAUCUUAACACAUCAGCUCCUAAACUAAAUGCUGGCAUACGUGGCCGUGAUAUUGACAUUCAUGGACCUAAUGCUGAUUUCAGUGGCCCAAAAACAAACCUCACACUUCCAGAUAUGGACAUGCCAUCUGGAAAAAUGAAAAUGCCUACUUUCAAGAUGCCUGAUAUUGGUUUCUCGGGACCCAAAAUAAAAACACCAGACUAUGAACUGAGGUCCCCUAAAAUGGAUCUUCCAUCACCAAAGGUUAAAGCAGACUUUGAUUCCCCAGACUUCAACAUCAGAGGACAUAAGCCAGAUUUCACAGCACCAGACAUGAAUUUUUAUAUUCCUAAGAGUCAAAUUAAGGGACCAAAUUUAAAGACACCUCAUCUUGAAAUGAAUGCACCAGACUUCGACAUUGACACUCCUUCAGGCAAUUUCGGACUUCCAAAAUUGAGCCUCUUAGGUAGCAAACCAGAAAGACCAGAUCUUACGAUGAAUUCUCCAAAUGUCAAUCUGAAAUCCCCCAAAUUGAAAGGAGGAAUUGAUCGCCCUGAUUUUCAAUACACAGGAUCGGAAAUUGACUUUGAUGCAUUUACACCAAUGCAAAGAAACAACGUGGCUGCACCACAGGGUAAAUUUAUAGCUGUGAGAACAUACGAUUAUCAUGCUCCCCCAGGUGACAUGGGAAUACCAACUCAUUACAAAUAUGGUGCCUCAGAUCUUGACAUGGGAUUACCAACUCAUCACAAAUAUGGUGCCUCAGAUCUUAAGAUGCAACAACCCUAUAUUGAUGUAAAAAGAGACCAUAAAACUUCAAGAAACAGCCAGUGGCCUACAGUGCAAAAAUAUGUGCCACCUCAAGUGACCAGAAUGUCUGGAAUGGGUCCAACAUCAUCAGAUCUUUACAACAAUGACAUGCAUGGGCCUCCCAGGUCAAGGGUGCGUAAAACAAAAUCCGGUGGCUUCGAGUAUGAUGGAAACUGGAACAGUGUAUCAGUGCCAAGACUUCAAGCUUCAAGAAGCAGAGAGAAUUUAGCUGUGACCCAUUCAAACAUGGGAAGGUCUACCAUGCAAAGAUCCCCGUAUAUGGGACGCAAUGAAGGUUAUUAUGAGAGAUCUAGCAUGACUCCUAGGCGUAAUUACACUACAGAUGAUAUAUGCUACACUUUCAAAGGGAUGCCUAGGCUGCAUGAAUGGGGAAACAGGCAAAGUGACUAUAGACAAGCAUCAAGUGGCCAUAGACACACAAUGAGAGGUCUGAGAUUAGAUUCAAUGGAUCUGGAGGUUCCAGAAAGCGCUGUAAAAAGAGGAAGGUUGAACCUUAUUAAACUAAUAUAAAAGCCAAAUGAAAGGGUGGUUGAUUUGAAUAGGGUUGUGUUUAUUUACAGAUCUGAUCAUUUUUAAUGGGCUGGUUCAUGUAGCAUGUUUGUAUAAAAACUGUAUUUUUCUUCACCCUUUCCUUAUAACUCCUUAAGAGGUUUUCAAAAAUCUUAAAACAUUUUACUUAUAGCGCAUAUAGCCUCUAAAUUCAAUACAUUUUAAGAACAAAGUAUUUUUAAAACUAUAAUUUUAUAUGUACAAUGCAACAUGCCUUACCUUGUGAUCUUAUAUGCCUUAUAUUGUAAAUCUUUAUGUUCUCGAAUAUAUUUUGUAAAUUAUGUAAAAUGGUACUGUGUUGUAGACAGUGUUUGUGAGUUAUUCAUGUUGUAAAUAGCAUGGAAAUUGGUUUAAUUUGUUUUUGAAAAAUGACUUGUGCCAUGUACAGUAUAUGAUGUAUUCGCUGCUGCAUUAGGGUACAACAGGGAUUAAACGAUAAAAACCCUUUUUAUUUUAACAAGAAACCGCACCAUAGCACUUUUUACAACAUGUUUGUUGAUAAUCACAUGCAGUGAUAAGGUUUUUAAUGUAAUUACUAAAAUUACAUUUUUAUUACGUUUUUCUCAGGGUGAAUAAUAAUGUUUUAAUAAACAUGUGAAAAAUAAAUUUGUUUCAAAUGGUG